UCGUGGCAGCGAGCAAGAGAAGCGACGGGACUGCUGUUUAUGAAGCAAGACCGGCUCCCCAAGAAUCAUGACACAUGCAACUGCAAGAUAACAGCCGCCAUUGAGAUAUGCAACAUCCGGGAGUAUGCAUUGGGUAGCUCAUGGAUAAAAUCAAAAGGGAGAGAAGAGACCGGAAUGCCCCAAAAGGAAGUCCCGAACUCCGCAAGUCCCCCGCGCUUUCCCCAUUCCAGAGUCUGGUGGAAGAGCAGUUCUCGGUCUUGUCGCCGUGCUUGUACGAGUACACAGCGAAACCCCUCAGCCAACCGCCGUCAACCAAUAGCACAGGGAACGUGGUCGCAUUCGUACAAAUACCGAGAGUCCUCCCUCGGAACUCAAAAUGUCACCCUCAUCACCAUCCAAGAAGCGCAUCCAGAUCUCGUCAUCCUUUACCAGUGACGCAGAACACUUCCACGAAGAGAUACACGACAAGAAGACGGGCGAGACAAAGACAAUCACCCACGACACUCCGCACGAAUCCACUCAUACUACCACCUAUACCACGAAUCCCUACACCGUCGAGACCAACGGUUCCGAGCAAAAGACAAAGCAAGGAGACUCGAUUACUCUCGACACGGAACCUUCUCACUGUCCAGCUACCGUCGGCUACGAUACCAGUCAACUGUGAUCCAGAAACAUACUAGACUCCAGAAAGAAGACACAAUGUCCUCCAAUAAGCCGCUUACUAUCGCCAUUGGUUGCGACGACGCCGGUUGUGGCUACAAGAACAAGAUCAAGGAA
Molecule: messenger RNA, 777 nt
Organism: Aureobasidium pullulans EXF-150
Lineage: Eukaryota; Fungi; Ascomycota; Dothideomycetes; Dothideales; Saccotheciaceae
Exons: 1
Coding region: 141-680 (179 amino acids)
Source: RefSeq, a predicted model, not a curated record